Messenger RNA from Boeremia exigua, 1754 nucleotides. Its product is annotated as Peroxin-3. Gene Ontology annotation, molecular function: protein-macromolecule adaptor activity. The coding region runs from base 162 to 1628 and encodes 488 amino acids. Lineage: Eukaryota; Fungi; Ascomycota; Dothideomycetes; Pleosporales; Didymellaceae. Gene Ontology annotation, cellular component: peroxisomal membrane. Gene Ontology annotation, biological process: protein import into peroxisome membrane. The record is from RefSeq and is a predicted model, not a curated record. The transcript has 4 exons.
CUCGGCGCAGUCACAUCGCGUCCAUCACCGUCCCAUGCCACACCACAUUGCACUGCACCACACCACACCCCGAUCCCCACAACCUAUUGUAUCACCACACUCGCACACUCUCGUCUCCCACAAGACCACGCACGCGAACCGCCUCUGAGACCCACGCGCCCAUGCUGCAAUCCACCCGCGCCUGGCUGCGGCGCAACCGCACGCCGCUCGCCCUCGGCGCCGGGCUCCUCAGCACUGCCUACCUCACCGGCACCUACGCGCUCAGCAAGUUCCACGAUGCGCGUGCCGCGGCGGGCGAGGCGCGCGUCGCCAAGGAAAAUUUGCGGCGGCGCUUUGAGCAGAACCAGGAGGAUUGCGCGUUCACUGUGCUGGCCAUCCUACCGACAGCAACAGAAGGGAUUGUGGAGGCGCUCCCUGUGGAGCGGGUGGUAGGGGAGCUGCAGGGGCUGAGGGCGAGGAGGCUUGGGAGAAGUGCAGCGAAUAGCGAGGGAGCGAGCGAGGCAAUGAGUGUGGGGGGCACAGAGACGGAGGAUGGGAGCGCGAGUGUGGCGGCUGAUGGCGAGGGCUAUGUGCAUGCGAGUAGGGUGGGGCUGGAGAGCGAGACAGGCGAGACAGGCGGGCAGGAGGCCGGCCGCGCGAGCAAGAAGAGCAAGGCGCAGCUGUGGGACGAGAUGAAGAUAAGCUCCAUCACCCGCGCCUUCACGCUGCUGUACACCAUCGCCCUCCUCACGCUGCUGACGCGCAUCCAACUUAACCUGCUCGGCCGCCGCAACUACCUUGCCUCAGUCGUAUCGCUUGCGGCGCCGCCCGCCGAAUCAUCCUCACGCAUCACCCUCGAGAACAACGACGACGACAACGAAGACUUUGACCACGCCUACGGCAACGACUUCGAGACAAACAGGCGCUACCUCAGUCUGAGCUGGUGGCUGUUGCACCGCGGCUGCCUCGAGCUGCUGGAGACAGUGCGCACCGCCGUAACAGACGUGUUUGCGCACCUCAAUCCCCGCGACGAAAUCUCGCUCGAGACCCUCUCAGAACUCACCCUUGAAGUGCGCCGGCGCAUCGAAGGCGCCACAGAGGAAGACCGCCGCACCCGCAAAUGGCUACCCUAUCUCCUCCCUCCACCCGAGCAGGAAUCCUUUGUCCUCGCCGCCUCCGGCAUGCCCCCGUCCCCCACAACACCCGCCUCAACCUCCCUCCGCCGCCUGAUCGAUGAAACAAGCGACCUGGCCGACUCUCCCGCCUUCACACGCGUUCUGACACGCCUCCUCGACAGCGCCUUCUCCCACCUCAUCGACACCAAGAUCAGCGCCGGCGCGUACAAGAUCCCGCCUGUCAGCGGGGACACGGGCCGCGUCGUGGAGAUUGUGGGCGGCGGCGAUGGGGUCAUGGCGAAGGUGGCGAGUAGUCUGGCCGUGUUCUGCAGGCAGGCGCAUGCGAUUGGCGCGGGCGUGGGCAAUGAGUAUCUGGAGAAGAUGGAGCAGGUGGGCGAGUUGGAGGCGUUUGCGGCAGUGGUGUAUAGUAGUAAUUUUGAGUUUGAGAGUGCGGCGGGGGCAGACGCGGUGAGUGGGAAGGAAGGGGAGGAGGGGGGGUUUGAGAGCGCGUGGGAUAAGGCGGUUGCGCAGUAGCCGGGAUGAUCUAGAAGGAGGUUGGAGGAUCUGGAUGAGGGAUGAUACCCGAUGAACUACACGUCACGCGCUCGCGAGUCUUGUUCCAAAGUUCUAGUGAGCUACAUAUGCGCCGUCUAGUUCAGU